GAGAGUCCCUGACUGGAGUUGGCAGCCAAGCCACGCUCUGGAGUGGGCACCCACAGGGAGGGAAGACAGGGGAAGAACACCCUCAAAGCCCCGUAAGGCUGGACCCUACAUCAGCCGCUCUGCUUGGGGUUGGCGAUGCUGGAGGUGGGCCUUGGACCAGAGAAAAUGCUUUCAUUAGGUGACAAGCGGGCAGAGGCCUUUGUUUCUGGCGCCCGCAGCCACGGCCCCCGCUGACGGCAUGGGAAACAGAUCCUGUUCCACUCCGGUCUCCAGCAUUGGAAUGGUUGCCUCGGUGCAAUGCAGGAGGAUGCGGCCGGGGGCGGACGAUCGCUCCACUCGCCCGGACCAGGUGCGGGGGCCCUGCCCAGCCACUGGGGCGUGGCCAGGCUCGACGCAGCCAGGUGCCGGGGGCCGACUCUAAGCCCUGGCACCAGAAGGGAGAGGGCGGCGGAUUGGACCUCCCGGCUCGAGCAUUGCAACUGGGAGCUCCGUCUCCGGGUCCACGCAAUGAUGCCGCGGCUGCUCGAAAGCCAGGUAGGCUGCCCCGGGUGAAGUCUUCAUGGAGGUCAAUGCCGGGGCGGAGGGGCAGGGCGCGGUCCCCCACAUCCCCGAUCUGGGGAGCGGUGGGUCCAAGGGCCAUCGCCCUAGCCCGGGGCGCUGGGGCUCGGCGCCAAGUGAGGGGCGGGCCUCCACCUUCCAGCCAUCUGCCCAGCCCGGGAAGGCGGACGCUGAGAAACUCCCGGCCGCGCCCCCUCCUUCCUCCCCUCCCCAAGCCCUCGCUGCCAGUCCGGACAGGCUGCGCGGAGGGGAGGGCUGCGAGGCCGAAGAGCCGGACGCCUGGCGUUCCAGGGGCGGCCGGAUGUGGCCUGCCUUUGUAGAGGGCGCGCUCCGGCCACGCAAAGCGGACUGUGGAUCUGCCACCUGCAAGCAGCUCGGCCAUGUGGCCCCUGAGCCGUCGUCAGCUCUGCCUGGCCUUCCUGCUGGUCUGUGUCCUCUCUGCGCUCUCCUUCUUCCUCCAUAUCCACCAAGACAGCUUUCCACAUGGCCUAGGCCUGUCGAUCCUGUGUCCAGAUCGCCGCCUGGUGACACCCCCGGUGGCCAUCUUCUGCCUGCCAGGUACCCCGGUGGGCCCCAACACCUCCUCUUCCUGUCCCCAGAGCUCUGCCUCCCUCUCCGGCACCUGGACUAUCUAUCCCGAUGGUCGGUUUGGUAAUCAGAUGGGACAGUAUGCCACGCUGCUGGCUCUGGCCCAGCUCAAUGGCCGCCGGGCCUUCAUCCUGCCUGCCAUGCAUGCCGCCCUGGCGCCGGUAUUCCGCAUCACCCUGCCCGUGCUGGCCCCAGAAGUGGACAGCCGCACACCGUGGCGGGAGCUGCAGCUUCACGACUGGAUGUCGGAGGAGUAUGCGGACUUGAGGGAUCCUUUCCUGAAGCUCUCUGGCUUCCCCUGCUCUUGGACUUUCUUCCACCAUCUCCGGGAACAGAUCCGCAGGGAGUUCACCCUGCACGACCACCUUCGGGAAGAGGCGCAGAGUGUGCUGGGUCAGCUCCGCCUGGGCCGCACGGGGGACCGCCCGCGCACCUUUGUGGGCGUCCACGUGCGCCGUGGGGACUAUCUGCAGGUUAUGCCUCAGCGCUGGAAGGGUGUGGUGGGCGACAGCGCCUACCUCCGGCAGGCCAUGGACUGGUUCCGGGCACGGCACGAAGCCCCCGUUUUUGUGGUUACCAGCAACGGCAUGGAGUGGUGUAAGGAAAACAUCGACACCUCCCAGGGCGACGUGACGUUUGCUGGCGAUGGACGGGAGGCUACACCGUGGAAAGACUUUGCCCUGCUCACACAGUGCAACCACACCAUUAUGACCAUUGGCACCUUCGGCUUCUGGGCUGCCUACCUGGCUGGCGGAGACACUGUCUACCUGGCCAACUUCACCCUGCCAGACUCUGAGUUCCUGAAGAUCUUUAAGCCAGAGGCUGCCUUCCUGCCCGAGUGGGUGGGCAUUAAUGCAGACUUGUCUCCACUCUGGACAUUGGCUGAGCCUUGAGAGCCGGGGAGAUUUUCUGA
Molecule: messenger RNA, 2059 nt
Organism: Mandrillus leucophaeus (drill)
Lineage: Eukaryota; Metazoa; Chordata; Mammalia; Primates; Cercopithecidae
Gene: FUT1
Product: fucosyltransferase 1 (galactoside 2-alpha-L-fucosyltransferase, H blood group)
Exons: 4
Coding region: 939-2039 (366 amino acids)
Biological process (GO): carbohydrate metabolic process
Cellular component (GO): membrane
Molecular function (GO): galactoside 2-alpha-L-fucosyltransferase activity
Source: RefSeq, a predicted model, not a curated record